ACAUUUGACAAUAGUAUGUGUCUUUUCCUUCUAGCAACUGACAUCAAUGGUGCGGUGUUGAGAGCCGUGGACAUGCUGGUCAAUGACAGGCAGGAGAAGAAGCUCCCAGAGAGGAGCAUAGAUAUGGUUAUUUUACUGACUGAUGGAAUGCCAAAUUCCGGAGUGUCUAGCCUUCCACAGAUCCAGGAAAAUGUUCGUUCUGCUAUUGGGGGGAACAUGUCUCUAUUCUGUCUUGGAUUCGGGAAUGAUGUGGAUUAUUCCUUCCUGGAUGUGAUGAGCAAACAAAACAAAGGAGUGGCGCGCAGAAUUUUUGAGGGUUCAGAUGCAACACUUCAACUUGAGGGUUUCUAUGAGGAGGUGUCCAGCCCUCUGCUUACAGAGGUAGACCUGCGUUAUCCUGACAACACAGUAGAAUUACUGACCACCAACCACUUCAACCAAUUGUUUAACGGCUCAGAGAUUGUUGUGGCCGGUCGGCUGAUAGACAACAACCUGGACAACUUCAUGGUGGAGGUCUUCGGCCAGGGGUUUGAGGAGGACUUCAAGGUGCAGGACCAGGCCAGGGCUGUGGACUGGGAUGUCAUA
Larimichthys crocea (large yellow croaker) is the source of this 585-nucleotide messenger RNA. RefSeq names its product inter-alpha-trypsin inhibitor heavy chain H3-like. The record is from RefSeq and is a predicted model, not a curated record. The annotation marks the transcript as partial. NCBI's taxonomy places the organism in Eukaryota, Metazoa, Chordata, Actinopteri, Sciaenidae. The transcript is spliced from 4 exons.